CUAACAGAGAGCACAAACAACAAUUCAUAACCCCAAUUUUGGGUAACCAGGCACGCUGUGAUGAUGAUGAUGAUGAUAAGCUCCAUCUCGCCCUUACCAGCUCCUCCUACUUCUGUCACGACACAUACAAAGCCUAUUGCCAUCAUCCCUCCACCUCCAGAAACAGCAAAAAUCAUCAACAAAACUGCCAAGCACGUUUCCAAGAAUGGACCGAAAUUUGAGACGAAGGUCAUCACUGAAAAGACUAGACUAAAUCCAGAUCCAAAAUUCGACUUUUUGAAUUCCUCACAUCCCUACCAUGCAUAUUAUCAGCACCGGGUGGCCGCGUUCCUUUCCCAGCCUGAUCAGUCUUCUGAAGAGCCGGCUCCAGUUGUAGAUGUUAAAGCUGGAACACCAAAGCCUGAUUCCCUCUCCCAGCUUAGACCUGAAUGCAAAGUGCCCGAACCAUCAGAACCCGAAGAGUUUACUGUUCAGCUCCCUCAAGGAAUUAGUGGAGAAGAACUGGAUGUUAUGAAGCUCACAGCCCAGUUUGUAGCUCGGAAUGGGAAAUCGUUUUUGACAGAAUUGAGAAGUAGAGAGAGUAAAAACCCCCAGUUCUAUUUUCUCAAUCAUAAACAUAGCUUGUUCAAGUUUUUUACUUCUCUGGCGGAUGCAUAUUCAAAGGUGUUGAUGCCACAAGGGAUGACAGAGAAACUGAAGAAGAACGCGGCGGACAUGACCAUCGUGCUAGAGCGGUGUGUGCAUCGGCUGGGGUGGGAGCACUAUCAAAAGCAGGCAAAGCAGAAGACUGAAGAUGAGAUUGAGCAGGAAAGGUUACAAAUGGCUGCAAUUGAUUGGCACGAUAAUGUCUUGGUCGAAGUCAUAGACUUUGAUGAUGUUGAGGAUGACUAUUUACCUUCUCCGCUGAGCCUUGAAGAGGUUAUAAGUAGGAGCAAAGUCGUUAUGGAAGCAGAUGAUAAUGUCGAGGAGUAUAGGGAUGUUGAAAUGGAUUUGGAUGAAGAAGAGAUGCAGCUUGUUGAAGAAGGCAUGAAAGUAACGGAGGUGGAACAAGCACCAAUGAGAAUUGUGAAGAACUGGAAGAGACCCGAGGAGAGGAUGAUCCAAUCCAGUGCCGAAAGAGACAUGACGAUUUCCCCCAUUACCGGGGAGCUUGUACCUAACAAUGAGAUGUCUGAGCACAUGAGGAUUUCCCUCAUUGAUCCAAGAUACAGAGAACAGAAAGAAAGGAUGUUUGCUAAGAUUCGGGAGACUAGUCUUGUUCUUGCUCAGGACGAUGAGAUCUCAAGAAACAUUGUGAACCUUGCGAGAACCCGUCCUGACAUUUUUGGUUCCACAGAGGAGGAAGUUUCCAAUGCUGUUAAGGCUGACAUUGGAAAGCAAGAAAAGCAACAGUUCAUAUGGGAUGGUCAUGCUGGAAGCACUGGCCGCGCAGCAAAUCAAGCCAUGUCACAGAAUGCCAAUGGGGGUGAUAAAACCGAUGUUGUGAACAAUGAGGCAAGGAACCUUCCUGGUCCGGCGAGACCUUCAGUUCUUCCUCUUCCACCACCUGGUGUUCUUGCCGUUAAUCUUCCUAGUGUUCCUGCAAACACAGUUCAGUACGCAGCUAGUAUACCUGUACCUCCUCCACCUGUGUCUGAGUUUAUAACCAUGCAAAUGGCCUACAUACCUACAAACACAAUGCCGAUGCCUCCACCGCCUUUGCCUCAUGUGCAGCCACCAACACCUCCGCAUGCAGAACCUAAGCCAAAGCGACAGAAGCUUGAUGAUUCAAUGCUUAUUCCAGAAGAUAAAUUUCUGGCACAGCAUCCGGGACCGGUCGACAUCAAUAUAUCUGUUCCCAUUGUUAACGAAGAUAACCUCAUAGGACAACUUUUGGAGAUCACAGUGCAGUCUUUAUCAGAAACUGUUGGCAGUCUGAAAGAGAAAAUUUCUGGGGAAAUCCAGCUUCCGGCAAACAAACAGAAAUUGAGUGGAAAUACGGGCUUUCUAAAAGACAAUUUAGAAAGAGAUGAACGGUUUGCUGCAAUUUUCAACUAUGUAUCAUUUAUGACUUCUGUUAUUCCUUUUACCUUCUUUGCUAUUAUAUUACAGAUUUUGUCUUUAUAA
Messenger RNA from Rosa chinensis, 2106 nucleotides. RefSeq names its product probable splicing factor 3A subunit 1. Gene Ontology annotation, molecular function: RNA binding. The transcript has 2 exons. The coding region runs from base 61 to 2106 and encodes 681 amino acids. Gene Ontology annotation, biological process: mRNA cis splicing, via spliceosome; regulation of alternative mRNA splicing, via spliceosome. Lineage: Eukaryota; Viridiplantae; Streptophyta; Magnoliopsida; Rosales; Rosaceae. The record is from RefSeq and is a predicted model, not a curated record. Gene Ontology annotation, cellular component: U2 snRNP; U2-type prespliceosome; catalytic step 2 spliceosome.